This is a messenger RNA of Lindgomyces ingoldianus, 1767 nucleotides long. RefSeq lists its product as uncharacterized. Lineage: Eukaryota; Fungi; Ascomycota; Dothideomycetes; Pleosporales; Lindgomycetaceae. The record is from RefSeq and is a predicted model, not a curated record. Gene Ontology annotation, molecular function: FAD binding. The transcript is spliced from 3 exons. Bases 1 to 1752 code for a protein of 583 amino acids.
AUGUCGACGCUGCGAAACUUUGCCAUAGGCACUAAUUCCAUGAUCGAAACCGACCUUCUCAUAAUCGGAGCUGGGCCUGCGGGAGCAUCACUAGCCUGCUUCCUUGCAAGCUAUGGUAAAAACGGCCUCGUAAUCAGCGCUGCUCCAGGGACGGCAAAUACACCGCGUGCUCAUAUGCACAACCAGGCGGCGUUGCAAUGCAUCCGAAACGUCGACAUUGGGCUGUGGGAGGAAUGCGAGAGACUUGGACAACGCGGCUCCUCUAUCAUGCACUACCGUUGCGAUUAUGAUUUGGCUUCUCCAUGUAACCCUAUGGAUCUGCCGCAGACUUUGCUGGAGCCUAUCCAUGUGAAAUAUGCGACAGCGAAUGGAUUUAAGGUUAGAUUCGAUACACAGUUAUUGUCAUUUGCAGAGGAUACGGUCUCUGGAAAGAUAUUCUGCCAUGUGAAGGAUCGCGCGACUGGAGCAGAGUACUAUAUCACGACGAAGUACCUCUUCGGCGCCGACGGCGGACAGAGCAUUGUUGCACAGCAACUCGGUCUCCCAUUUACUGUUCUCCCUGGAGGCGGUAUAGCAUAUAAUAUCCUAGUACGUGCUGAUCUGUCGCACUUGAUGAAUAGUCGGCCCGGGAAUCUACACUGGAACCUACGCCUUGCCCGGGAUUACCCUUUCAUGUGCGUAGGGAGAAUGGUAAAGCCUUGGUAUGAGUGGCUGUUCGUGAUCUUUCCUAAAGGCCCUGAUUGUACUAUUGAUGACCGUACUAACGGCCAGUGGGGCGAGGUGGUCGAGGAUAUGAUUGACGAUAAUACCGUCAAGGUUCAGGUGCUUGGAGUGUCCAAGUGGGUUAUUAAUGAGACGUCUGCUGAUACCAUCUCGAGGGGUAACGUUUUCUGUCUUGGAGAUGCCAUCCAUCGCCACCCACCAACUCUCGGGCUGGGUAGCAACACUUGUAUCCAGGAUUCUUUUAACCUGGCAUGGAAAAUAAACCUAGUCAUGGAUGGUGCAGCAUCACCUGGCCUCCUUGAAACCUACAACAUUGAGCGUCAGCCAAUCGCCGCCCAAUUGGUCAAGGCUUCUAACGAUAUGCUUCGUAAACACAUUCUGGUAUGGCAGACUGUUGGGGUCCUUCCACCUGGCCACACCCUGGAAGAACGACUAGCAGGCAUCACGGAGCUUAGAGAGAACUCUGAAAAGGGAAGAGCACGACGAAAGUUGCUGAAAGAACGACAGCAGGAUUUGUAUCAUGAGACAGGCGCGCUGGGUCUAGAGAUGGGCCAGCUGUACCAUAGUCAUGCUGUCUACGUUGGUGAUGAACCAGGGCCUUACUUACCGUCCGGGAAGGAAGCAGACAAUCCGGUACUCUUCUAUGAUGCAAAUACGUAUCCAGGUCGACGCCUUCCCCAUGUAUGGCUGAACACCGCUCUUCCUAAGAAACUGGUCUCGACUGUUGACAUCGCUGGCAAAGGGCGCUUCUGCCUCUUCACUGGAAUCGGGGGCGAGUCGUGGAAGGUAGCUGCUGCCGCUGUGAGCGAGAGCCUAAAAGUACCAAUCGGUGUCGUAGGGAUUGGAUUCGGUCAAGAUUGGGAAGAUCCGUAUCACGCUUGGGCGGACAAAAGAGGAGUGGAAGAGGAUGGUGCGGUGCUUGUGAGACCGGAUCUAUUCGUUGCAUGGAGAGCAGAGUCCAGUGGAAGCGAAGAGGAGUGUGCUUCGAAGCUACAGGAAGUGAUGAAGAGAAUACUCUAUCUCAAGUAAUUUAGAGUUGUAGUU